AUGCUGAUCACGCUGUGCUACCUGUACCUCUGGGCGCGCUGGGGGGCCGGCUGGGCCGGGCUCAUCCGACGCACCGUGCGCCGCCUGCACCGCGCGCGCUGUGCCUUCGUUUUCGGUUGCUGCAGCGGCGGCGGCGGCGCGGGCUGCCCCCCUCCCCAGCGGUGGCGGCGCAGGCAGGGGUCGCCCGGGCUGGGCGAGGAGUCCGUCUGCCUCCGGCUGGGGGACAAGGUCUUCUUCACUGAGGAGACCCCGCAGUCCCUGGAUGACUUAAACAAAUGGACUCUACUUCUCAUAUCUCCUUUUAUUUAUUCUGAUAAAAUACUUGAUGCAGACCAUAUAGCAUUUGUGACUGAGAGUGUUUCUGCCCAGGCAGAUGAUUUACAGACUAGCUUCUCAAAAAAGGUUGUAAAGUGGUCAGACUAUUGUUCACCAUUGGCCUAUAAACCUGGAGAACCUUAUAAACUAAUUGCUGAAGCAAGUGUGGAUAACUUCAGUAACCUUGGAAUAGCAUUCAUGGAAGACAGACUUCAAAUGGAUAAUGGAAUGGUGCCACGGAAGAUUGUUUCUGUCCAUUUACAGGAGUCUGCUCUAAAGGAGCUAGAGCGGAUGGCUGCACCUACAGAAGAGAAGAAUAGCACUAAUAGCGCACACAUGGAUGAAUUGACCCCUGCUCCUCCAUUUGCAACUGCAACUAAACAAGGAUCAGUGUCAGCUGAUUCUUCAGGAGGAGGUGACCAGGAGGUGAGAGAAGAGAAAUCCAGGCUGGAGAAAAGAAGUGAGCCUCAUGAUGAGCCUAACAGCCUAUCUGAAAGGGAGACAAGUACUGGUAAACAUCACCACCUGCACCUUUCCAGCUGCCACGAAUGCUUUGAACUUGAAAACAGCACCAUUGAGUCAGUCAGAUAUGCUUCAUCAGAAAACAUUCCAGAACUUCCUGAGGAUUGCAGUGCUAGCAUGGAAGAAGUUACUGGUGGCUGUCUGGUAAGAGAACUAAGAAGGAUAAACCUCACUGGGAAGCCUCCCAAUGUCUUAAUUUAUGUGGGCUCUGACCCUAUGAAAAUCAAAUUUGAGAAGAUAAAAUCAGUGCUCAAGGAGUGCAUCGAUACAGACAGCUACACCAUCUACCAGCUGGUUGAGGAACAAGUUCUGAAAGCUCCCUGGCUUGAUAACUCGUUGUUGUUGGUUAUUGCCACAGAGGAACCCAUUUCUAAGGACAAUCACAAACAGUUCCUGACCUACUUGUCAAAAGGUGGGAAGAUUUUAGGGCUUUCUGCCUCUUUUACAUUUGGCAGUAUACAGAUAAGGAGCAAAAGUGAACUGAAGAAGACCAUCCAAGAAUUAGUGUUCUAUAAAGCAGAUAACAGUGAAGUUAAAUUAAACUUUCUGACGAGUGGCAGUGUUUUUGAGCAAGAGUUUAAAGAAAAUCUCAGCCCAGUGAAGUCGUUGAGUCACUUAAAUAAUACAGAUAAAGAUAUGAUCAUUGUUCACCUGCCAUAUGGAGAUCGUGGAGGAGAAGCCAUUCUGUGUCAGAUAUACUUGGAGAUGGAUAUCGCCUCUCUGACUACACAAACCCAAGAAGAUUUUAAUUUACUCAAAAUGAGCAACGCCAAGAGAUAUGAAGUUCUUAAGGAGAUCCUGACAUUACUUGGACUGAGUUGUGAAUUAAGUGAAGUUCCUUCACUAACUCCUAUUUAUUUGCUCUCUUCUGAUGAGGAAAAUCAUAUUUCUUUUCUGAAAUGGCUUGAAAAAAAAGUAGAUGUUGAAGGAUUAAUAAAAUCCAGCAAGAUGACCCUUAAAUUUGUCUCAUCUUACAAGCCGGAGAUGGAAAUAACACAAUCUCUCAUACCAGUCGUCACUGUGGGAGGCUUCUCAUCUGAACACUUCAGCCUGCAGACAUAUCAACACAAUCUGCAAACAAAGAAGCUUGGGAAGAUUGUUCUGUUUGCUGAAGUCACAUCAACAACAAUGAAUCUUCUUGAUGGGUUGAUGUUCAAUUUGCCUCAGGAAAUGGAUUUAAUAGCAAUUGCAGUUCGACAAACACAAGGGAAAGGUCGUGGUGGAAAUGUCUGGCUCAGUCCUGUGGGAUGUGCUCUAUCAACAUUACAUGUUUCCAUUCCUUUGUGUUCCCAGCUGGGACAGAGAAUUCCUUUUAUUCAGCACCUGGUGUCCCUGGCUGUGGUGGAAUCCGUUAGAUCAGUACCUGGAUAUCAGGAUAUUGACCUGCGAGUGAAGUGGCCAAAUGAUAUUUACUACAGUGACCUCAUGAAGCUUGGUGGGGUUCUGGUAAAUUCUACACUUAUGGGAGACACAUUUCACAUACUUAUUGGCUGUGGAUUUAAUGUGAAUAAUAGCAAUCCCACCAUAUGCAUCAAUGAUCUCAUCAUGGAGUACAAUAAGAAAAAUAUGACAAAACUAAGGUCCUUAACAGUAGACUACCUGAUUGCUAGGAGUGUAACUGUGCUGGAAAGACUGAUAGACAUAUUUCAGGAAAAAGGACCUGAUGGAGUUCUUCCCUUAUAUUAUAAAUACUGGAUACAUGCUGGUAGGCACGUCCGUCUCUGGAGUGAAGAGGGCCCAUUAGCAUGGAUAGUUGGAAUAGAUGAUUGUGGAUUCCUUCAAGUUCAUGAGGAAGGCAAAGGUGUAGAGUCUGUGCACCCAGAUGGCAACUCAUUUGACAUGCUGAAAAACCUUAUUAUCUCAAAGCAGGAGUAGACCUUAGAGUUGUUGAAAAAGCUGCUCUAAGAAGAUUGUUCAGUAUUCAGCACCUAGCAGCUGA
Molecule: messenger RNA, 2776 nt
Organism: Emys orbicularis (European pond turtle)
Lineage: Eukaryota; Metazoa; Chordata; Testudines; Emydidae
Gene: HLCS
Product: holocarboxylase synthetase
Exons: 11
Coding region: 1-2712 (903 amino acids)
Biological process (GO): protein modification process
Cellular component (GO): cytoplasm
Molecular function (GO): biotin--[biotin carboxyl-carrier protein] ligase activity
Source: RefSeq, a predicted model, not a curated record